AAAUUCAGUUUUACGGAUAGGAUAAACCUUAUCAACAAAAAAAAUCUUAGAACCCACACGCUCACGAACUUUCUAACAUUACUCAGCAUUCAGACUAUGAACAAAUUUGCAAAUAGAUAAUUGGAGUUACAGCUCAAGCUAGAGCUCUCAGUAUUUAAUUGCCCCUACCAUUUCAUCACUACUGACAUAAACACUCUCAUGACAUUUUCCUUCUCCUUUCAGUACCAUAGCUUCAUGGAUAACCUAGCAGCACCUUUCCAUCAUCUUAAUCCUUAUUUUGUUCAUAACCCACAAACACACAUGCCGCCAAGAAGCCAUUCACCCUCUUCAAUUUCUCUUGGAAUGUCAGAAGCUCAGCUUGUUUCUUCUCCUCAAUUUUCCCCACCAAAAUUUUCUCCAUUCUUUCACCCUUUUGGUGAGAUAAGAACCUUGAAUUCUGUGAGGGAAUUGCAUGCCCAGAUUAUCAAAAUGCCAAAAAAGAGGAACUUGGUUACAAUGGAUGGAAGCAUGAUGAGAAACUACUUGCAAUUUGGAGACUUUGAGUCAGCAACAAAGGUAUUUUUUGUGGGUUUUGCAAGGAACUACCUUCUAUGGAACUCUUUUAUUGAGGAGUUUGCAAGUUUUGGAGGUGAUUCACAUGAGAUUCUGGCGGUCUUCAAGGAAUUGCAUGAUAAAGGAGUGAAAUUUGACAGUAAAGCUCUCACUGUUGUUCUGAAAAUUUGUCUGGCUUUAAUGGAGUUGUGGCUUGGGAUGGAAGUUCAUGCUUGUCUGGUUAAGAGAGGCUUCCAUGUUGAUGUACACUUGAGUUGUGCAUUGAUCAAUCUCUAUGAGAAAUAUUUGGGAAUAGAUGGGGCAAAUCAAGUUUUUGAUGAGACCCCACUACAAGAAGAUUUCUUGUGGAAUACAAUUGUUAUGGCAAACUUGAGGAGUGAGAAGUGGGAGGAUGCCUUGGAACUGUUCCGUCGAAUGCAAUCGGCUUCUGCCAAAGCCACUGAUGGCACUAUUGUCAAGCUGCUGCAAGCAUGUGGAAAAUUGAGAGCUCUCAAUGAAGGGAAGCAGAUUCAUGGGUAUGUUAUAAGAUUCGGAAGAGUGUCAAAUACUUCAAUUUGCAACUCUAUAGUUAGCAUGUACUCUAGGAACAAUAGACUUGAACUAGCUAGGGUAGCUUUUGAUUCAACUGAGGAUCAUAACUCGGCAUCAUGGAACUCGAUAAUUUCGAGUUAUGCAGUCAAUGACUGUUUGAAUGGUGCCUGGGAUCUCCUCCAAGAAAUGGAAUCUUCCGGCGUCAAACCAGACAUUAUAACUUGGAAUUCUCUAUUGUCUGGCCAUCUUCUUCAGGGGUCAUAUGAAAAUGUUCUCACCAAUUUCCGGAGCCUGCAAAGCGCAGGCUUCAAGCCAGAUUCAUGUUCAAUAACUAGUGCUCUACAAGCAGUCAUUGGAUUGGGUUGCUUUAAUUUAGGGAAAGAAAUCCAUGGUUACAUAAUGAGAAGUAAGCUUGAGUAUGAUGUCUACGUUUGUACUUCUUUGGUGGAUAAGUAUAUUAAGAACGAUUGCUUAGAUAAAGCUGAAGUAGUGUUCCAUCAUACAAAAAACAAAAAUAUUUGUGCCUGGAAUUCAUUGAUAUCUGGUUACACCUACAAGGGUUUGUUUGACAAUGCUGAAAAGCUACUCAACCAGAUGAAGGAGGAAGGAAUAAAACCUGAUUUGGUGACAUGGAAUAGUUUAGUUUCAGGUUAUUCAAUGAGCGGCCGCAGUGAGGAAGCAUUGGCUGUGAUCAAUCGGAUCAAGAGUUUGGGAUUAACUCCUAAUGUGGUGUCCUGGACUGCUAUGAUAUCAGGCUGUUGUCAAAAUGAGAACUACAUGGAUGCCCUACAGUUUUUCAGCCAAAUGCAAGAAGAAAAUGUAAAACCUAACUCUACUACCAUUUGCACACUUCUCCGGGCAUGUGCAGGCUCAUCACUGUUAAAGAUAGGUGAAGAGAUACACUGCUUCAGUAUGAGACAUGGGUUUCUGGAUGACAUAUAUAUAGCCACAGCCCUCAUUGACAUGUAUGGUAAGGGAGGAAAACUUAAAGUAGCCCAUGAGGUUUUCAGGAAUAUUAAGGAGAAAACACUACCAUGUUGGAAUUGCAUGAUGAUGGGAUACGCUAUUUAUGGCCAUGGGGAAGAGGUAUUUACUCUAUUUGACGAAAUGCGCAAAACUGGUGUUAGACCUGAUGCUAUAACCUUCACAGCUCUUCUAUCUGGCUGCAAGAAUUCAGGUUUAGUUAUGGAUGGGUGGAAGUACUUUGACAGCAUGAAGACAGAUUACAAUAUUAAUCCAACAAUUGAGCACUACUCUUGCAUGGUAGAUCUUCUUGGAAAAGCUGGCUUUCUUGAUGAAGCUUUGGAUUUCAUUCAUGCCGUGCCACAAAAGGCAGAUGCUAGUAUUUGGGGUGCUGUUCUUGCAGCCUGCAGACUUCACAAAGACAUUAAGAUAGCGGAGAUUGCCGCUAGGAAUCUCUUAAGGUUGGAGCCAUAUAAUUCUGCUAACUAUGCGUUGAUGAUGAACAUAUAUUCCACUUUUGACAGAUGGGGGGACGUGGAGCGCCUUAAAGAGUCAAUGACUGCCUUGGGGGUGAAAAUCCCAAAUGUUUGGAGUUGGAUACAAGUUAAGCAGACUAUUCAUGUGUUCUCCACAGAAGGGAAAUCACAUCCAGAAGAAGGAGAAAUAUAUUUUGAGCUGUAUCAAUUAAUCUCAGAGAUAAAAAAGCUGGGGUAUGUACUUGAUAUUAAUUGUGUGCAUCAGAACAUUGAUGACAGUGAGAAGGAGAAGGUUCUGCUCAGUCACACAGAGAAGUUGGCUAUGACAUAUGGACUGAUGAAAACUAAAGGAGGGUCACCAAUCAGGGUGGUGAAGAACACAAGAAUUUGUCAUGACUGUCACACAACAGCUAAGUACAUUUCCUUGGCUCGAAACCGCGAGAUUUUCCUCAGAGAUGGUGGCCGUUUUCACCAUUUCAUGAAUGGAGAAUGCUCCUGCAAAGAUCGCUGGUAAUAAGAUACAUGGCCAAAAGCCUGAAUCAUUUUCUUCUCUGGCUAUUGUGAUCUUGUGUAUCAACAGAGGGAGUGUGUUCAUGAAGGGAACUUUGUGCUAAGUUAAGGAAUGACUAAGUUUCUCGGGGAAUCAUAGAAUACCCUUUUUGCAAGUGGCAAUCUUCACCUGAAAUAGUUUGCCUUUUUUUGCAAGUCACAGUAUGAAGGAGUUAGAAUAGAUACAUUACUUGGGAGCCAGCAUCACCAACAACGUGGCUUAGCUCUCGCUUUAAAAGGUUGCAUGCAAUCUGAAGAAAAAUAUCAUGCAAGUUACUAAACAGUGGCACAAAAUGUGCCUUGUGCUGCUUCUGCAACAAGUUCUUGUACUUCCAGGUUUCACCACUGUCAAGAGUGGCCAUCUGUUGGCUUCAACAGCAAAUGAAAGUAAAGUAUAAAAAAUACUUUUCAAAUUCACAUUGCUAGCAAUCCAGUUUGACAAAAAAGCAAUCAUUUAUUUCAAUAGAAAUUUUGUCUAUGGCUAUUACAGUAUUUUUCUUCACAUCCUCUCCUCUUCUCCACCUUUCACAUAAGUUCGAUGUCAGAAACACUGUUUUAUUAGCGUGCACUUGUAAAUAAUAUAUACGUGAGGCAAUUUUCAGGGUAUGUAUAAGAUAAAAACUUAAUAUUACAAGUUUGACAAGUUAUUC
Molecule: messenger RNA, 3721 nt
Organism: Glycine soja
Lineage: Eukaryota; Viridiplantae; Streptophyta; Magnoliopsida; Fabales; Fabaceae
Product: pentatricopeptide repeat-containing protein At4g01030, mitochondrial-like
Exons: 1
Coding region: 199-3036 (945 amino acids)
Biological process (GO): RNA modification
Molecular function (GO): RNA binding; zinc ion binding; protein binding
Source: RefSeq, a predicted model, not a curated record